Molecule: messenger RNA, 4044 nt
Organism: Sus scrofa (pig)
Lineage: Eukaryota; Metazoa; Chordata; Mammalia; Artiodactyla; Suidae
Source: RefSeq, a predicted model, not a curated record
AAAUUUAUUCCAAAGUAGAAGUUGGGGGAAAUGUACUUUCUGGGUAAUAAGAUUACUGCAAUUUCGGUAACAUCAGGAAUUGUGAGUUGUCUCUGAGUUUUUGAUUCUUGUAGUCAAGUAACUUGUGUGCUGUAUCUGUAAUGCCGAUGCUGUCUGCGACAAAGCUUGUGCCACCACUGGGUCAACACUAACCUCUGGGGGCACUGUACAUUCUCUGGGUACUGGCUUGUCCACCCAAGGGGGCCACAUGCGACUCCUGUUCCUGGUGUGUACACUUAGUUUGCUUUCAGAUCUGUCAGCCUGGUAGACUUGGCUCAGCUGGACCUUGGUUCUGCUAGUUUUACUAAUAAACUCUCCGUAUGAGCACACCCUUGAUUCAGCUCUUCCAUUUACGGGGACCUGGCCCAAAAGAAUUACUGCUGGCAAACAACUACAACGAUCUCAAAGGCCGAAAAUGGAGGACUGACUGCAGAGUCUUGGGCAAUCACUGAAAACAGUGUGGCAGGAAUCUGCCGAAAUACAUGGAGACAGUCACGAUACACAGUGAGAAAAGGCUAGGAAAGUGUGUGGUAUGAAUAACUUCUAUUUAAAAGAUCACAAUUACAUGCAUAGAUUUGGAAGAAUGUACACCAAAUGCUUAGCUUUGUCUCUGGGUGUAUGAAAUUUGGGGUGUUCUUUUUUUUGGCUUAUGCAUAUUUUCUGACUUCUAUCAUAAACAGGUAUUGCUUAAGCAUUUUUAAAAAGAAGUGUUAUUACAAGAUAAAAGGAGUUAUAAUAGCAUGACAUUUUAUAAACAAAUCCAAUUAUAACACUUCUUCAUAAUAAACUACGUAUGUGGGGGUUUCAUAAUAACUAAAUGUUUGAAGUUUUAAAAUACAUAUACUUAAAAGAUGCAGCCUGCACUGUGGCCAAGACUUCAGGUUUUGGUCUUGGGCUAGCUGGGUGACAUCUUGGCUUUGCUACUCAGCUUGAGUGACUGUAGAGCCAGGCUAGCUAUGUCUCCAUCUGUGUAACAGGAAUGGGAAUGAUAACACCAACCUAAGAGCUUUGAUGAGGAUUAAAUAACACACAGAAAGCUCCUGGCACAGUGCCUCAUAGUACUAAGUGCUCAGUGAAUGUUAGGAGCCAGCAGGUGGCUUCCGCUCACUCCGAUAGCUGUGCUGUGCAUCUCACCCAGCUUUUCGUCAGAGAAGAGAGCAAGUGAGAGCCAGAGCACUCCCAGGCCACCCAAAUUCCCUGAAGCCUCCUUAUCAUUGGGUGGGAGGUACACCUGCUGAUGAUUAACUCUGUUAAUAGAGCACAGUGCUCAUGAGGUGCCAGGUCAAAGACCAAGGUCUGAGGCCCCUUGGCGAGGAACUGUCCCUUCUAACCACUACUGGGGGGAAAACAAUACUUUUAGGCCACAUAAAAGACAGCAUAUUUAUUUGAGAAACAAUAGUUUCAAAGUUUUCUCUCCAAAUCAGAAUCUAUGGGCCAGAAUAAGUAAAGGAGUGAGGUCAUCAUUAAUUACUCCCUAAGUAACACUUUUAAUUGUGUGGAGCAGUGGUUUUCCAUGAUAAGAAUCACUUGGAGUGCUGGAUAUCAAUUCCAUUAAUUCAUACAUUGGGCCUGGGAUGGGCCAGUAACUUGGAAAUUUUUAUUUUUACAAAUAUCUCCGGAUAAUUUUCAUGAUUAAGCAAAUUUGGGAAGCACCGAUGAAUCGUGCUAAUCCACUUCCUUUGCAGAUUUUAGUCUCCAAAACCCAGUCCCAGAGUGAUCCACUGAACCAAUCCAGAUUUAGCAAAGGAAAAGUCUUCUGAACAUUUGGCCCGUUGUUUCCGAGAAGGCACUAUUUCUCAUUUCCAUUUCUGGCCCAGCUCUUCUAGAUCAGGUUUUUUUGGACAGUCCAUCUUCCUCGAGUUGAAACACUGUAGUCCAAUCAUUUUUUUUAAUUGGCUUCUUAUUAAAGGAUUGUCACGUUUAAUUAAACUUUGCUUGCUUUUGUCUUAUUCCCUUGGAUCAUGUGUUAAGAAGUUAGGGUGCUUUGUACAGACUCAAUAUUCUGGCCUUUCCACCUUAAAUCUCAUACUGACGACCCCGUGUAUGCCAGCAUGGAUCUCAUCGUUUUCUUUAACUGGACCCACUCCCUUUGGCGUCCCGGUCAAGAUAAUAUCUCCUUUUUCCAAGGUCAUUAUCUUCGAAACGUAGCUGAUGAUGUAGGGGAUGGAAAAAAUCAUGGAGGAUGUCUCACCCUCCUGCCGGAGUUCGCCGUUGACCUUGAGCCAGAGCUUCAGGUUGUGAGGGUCAGGGAUCUUCUCCUUGGGUACGAACGCACUGACCGGGCAGGAGGCCGUGAAGCUCUUGGCCAGAGUCCAGGGCAGCCCCUUCUUCUUGCACUCGUCCUGCACGUCCCUGGAAGUCAUGUCCAGGCAGAGAGCAUAGCCGGCCACGUAGUCCAUGGCCGCGACCUCCGAGACGGCGCGGCAGCGCUGGCCCAUCACCACGCCCAGCUCGAGCUCGUGGUGCAGGUUACGGCUGUAGGAGGGUAUGAGGACCGGCGAGCCCUCGGGGGCGUAGGCGGUGGACGGUUUCAGGAAGAGCACCGGCUCGCUCAGCACCGUACUCUGCAUCUCCUUGACGUGGUCCGCGUAGUUUCUGCCCACGCACACGAUGUUCUUUCCCCACUCCCAGAAGCGGGACAGCGGCCUGGCGGCAGCCAUGUUCCCUACCCGGCGCCCCGGGGUCACGUGGACUCCGCCUGGCCGGACGCCUACGGUUACCCGGAGAGGACCGGAGAGGACCAACGGCCUCGGAGCGCUGGCCCCACACCCCCCGACUCCCGGGGUCCGGGAGUCGCGCUCGUCCUCUCGGGAGCCGCUACCCAGUGGCUGCCUCAGGACUGCUCGGCCUCGGGACGCGGCCUGGUCUCGGGACAGAGGCGGAGGUGCGGCGGUAGCCACCUCGCAAGUCGCCCUCAGGUCCCGGCGGCCCGGCGCAGGGCUGGCACAGGUCCAGCCCUGCUGGGACUCCUUCUCCAUCACACAGACUCCAGGAAGAGCUUGACCGUGGAACAGGGCGCCAUGAAGGUUGAAUCGCUGCCUGCUCUGACCGACAAUUACAUGUACCUGGUCAUUGAUGAUGACACCAAGGAGGCCGCCAUUGUGGACCCAGUGCAGCCCCAGAAGGUUGUAGAAACGGUGAGAAAGCACGGGGUAAAGCUGACCACGGUGCUCACCACCCACCACCACUGGGACCACGCUGGUGGGAACGAGAAGCUGGUCAAGCUGGAGCCUGGGCUGAAGGUGUAUGGGGGCGAUGACCGGAUCGGGGCUCUGACUCACAAGGUCACACACCUGUCCACACUGCAGGUGGGCUCUCUCAGCGUCAAGUGCCUGUCGACGCCGUGCCACACUUCGGGACACAUCUGCUACCUGGUGAGCAAGCCCGGCAGUUCCGAGCCCCCGGCCGUGUUCACAGCCCCUCCAGCCCCUGUCCUGUUCGCAGGUGACACCUUGUUUGUGGCUGGCUGCGGGAAGUUCUACGAAGGGACAGCGGACGAGAUGUACAAAGCCCUGCUCGAAGUCCUGGGCCGACUCCCUCCAGACACACGCGUGUACUGUGGCCACGAGUACACCGUCCAUAACCUCAAGUUUGCGCGCCACGUGGAACCCGCCAACACCGCCAUCCAGGAGAAGCUGGCCUGGGCCAAGGAGAAGCACAGCCUCGGGGAGCCCACGGUGCCGUCCACCAUCGCGGAGGAGUUCACCUACAACCCGUUCAUGCGAGUGAGGGAGAAGACAGUGCAGCAGCACGUGGGCGAGACGGACCCCGUGACCACCAUGAGGGCCAUCCGCAAGGAGAAGGACCACUUCAAGGUGCCCCGGGACUGAGGUGCCACCGCCGUCGCCACCUUCAAGCACACUCGGGUAUUGGGACGCGUUAGAUGAAUUUCCGGCUGGGGUGCAGGCCAUGCAGCCUGUGUAAUUUUAAAUUAAUUUCAGAGCGCUUCGCCUGUGUUAUCCAAUGUUCUAAUGCAUAUUUAUAAGUGAAAAGGUUGAGAAAGUC